AUGGUUGGUGUUCCACGGCAUAUAGCAGAACACCGGCUAAAUGUCUCAGAGGAUGCAAAGCCAGUAGUGCAUGCUAAACGACACCUGGGAGACAUCAAACACGAUGCAAUGAAAGAACAAGUGUUGGAACUGCUAAACGCAGGAAUCAUCAGGGAAGUCCGGUACCAAACAUGGGUAGCAAGCCCAGUAAUGGUAAAGAAACCAAAUGGUAGUUGGAGAAUGUGUGUCGACUACAAAGAUCUGAACAAAGCAUGUCCCCGUGACUGCUACGCUUUACCAGACAUAGACGAGAAAAUAGAUUCUCUGGCAACGUUUCGAUGGAAAUGUUUUCUGGAUUGCUACAAAGGAUAUCACCAGGUCCAGAUGGCUGUUCAAGACGAAGAUAAAACCGCAUUCCGCACGCCAACGGGGUUAUACUGCUACACCAAGAUGCCGUUCGGCUUAAAGAAUGCAGGUGCUACGUACCAACGGUUGAUGAACGAAACAUUCAGUGACGCCAUCGGUAAAUACAUAGAAGUAUACAUGGACGAUCUGGUAAUCAUGAGCAAGGAGGAGAGCGCGAUGCUGGCGAAUAUUCAGAAGACCUUCAACACGCUGCGCAGCAUGAGCAUCAAACUGAAUCCAGCAAAGUGCUCAUUCGGAAUGGAGGAAGGAAAGUUUUUGGGCUUCAUAGUCACUAAAGAUGGUUUUAAGGUGAACCCAGAAAAGGUCCAGGCCAUAGAGAGGAUGCCUUCACCAGCAAACGUCAAAGACAUGCAAAAGCUCGCAGGACGAUUGGCAGCACUCAAUCGAACCUUAACCGACCCAGAAACCAGAUACGCAAUCAUGGAAAAGCUUGUCCUUGCACUGAUUCACGCGUCAAGAAGGCUGCGCCGAUAUUUCGCCAAUCACGUCAUCCACGUGCUAACAAAUUACAAUAUUGGGAAUAUCCUAGCAAGGCCAGAAAUAUCAGGAAGGUUGGCCAAAUGGGCGAUAGAGCUAGGGGGACACAACGUAGUCUUCAGACCACGACCGUCGAUCAAAGGCCAAGUUUUGGCAGACUUCAUGACGGAAGUCCCGGAUGACAAAGACAGAGAGUGUAAGGCGAUGGAGAAAGCGGAGAAAAAACAAACCGAAGAGCCAUGGCUGCUGUAUACAGACGGUGCAUCCAACGAAGAUGGGGCAGGCGCGGGGCUACGGCUAGUAAGCCCUGACAAACACGAGUUCACUUACGCCAUACGCCUAGACUUCAAGAGCACAAAUAACGAAGCAGAGUACGAAGCCUUUCUGGCCGGCUUGCGUUUGGCAAUCAAAAUGGGAGUCCGACACAUCGAAGCACAUGUGGACUCCAUGUUAGUAGCAGGCCAAAUCAAUGGUCAAUACGAAGCCAAGGGCGACAUAAUGGCACUCUAUCUCAACCAAGCAAAGACGUUGCUGCAAACCUUCUAUUCUUACAAGGUGCACCACAUAAACCGCAGUGAAAACAAGCCGGCAGACGCCUUAAGCAAGCUCGCGUCAACAAGCUUCCAGCACCUAGCCAAAGACGUGCGCAUAGAAGUUUUAAGCAACCCAUCUGUCCCACUCAGAGAAGUCAGCGUCAUCCAAACAGGAACCACGUCCUGGAUGACACCCAUAAUCAUGUACUUACAGUCCGGAAUACUUCCAGAAAAUAAAGCUGAGGCGCGGAAAAUCCAGUAUAAAUCAGAACAUUAUUAG
Messenger RNA from Helianthus annuus (common sunflower), 1695 nucleotides. RefSeq lists its product as uncharacterized. The coding region runs from base 1 to 1695 and encodes 564 amino acids. The transcript is spliced from 2 exons. Lineage: Eukaryota; Viridiplantae; Streptophyta; Magnoliopsida; Asterales; Asteraceae. The record is from RefSeq and is a predicted model, not a curated record. Gene Ontology annotation, molecular function: RNA-DNA hybrid ribonuclease activity; nucleic acid binding.